GACACAGGAAUAACCAUGCCCGAGCCCGUCCCAGCAGAUAAACCGGAGGGGGGUGAUGCACCCCCUGCAGAUGGAGAUUCAGAAGAUGGAGGUGAGGGAGGAAGCACUGAGCUGACUGGGCUCUUUGUGGAGAAACCCCCGGACAAUGUAGUUGCAGUAGCAGGACGUGACAUGACCUUCAUAGCCAAGGUUGACUCAUCUGCCCUUACAAGGAAGCCCGUCAUGAAGUGGCUGAAGGGCAAAUGGAUGGAUCUUGGCAGCAAGGCUGGAAAACACAUGAAGUUCAAAGAAAGUUAUGACAGAAAUACCAAGAUUUAUACAUAUGAGAUGCAGAUCAUUAAAGUGGUUCCGGGUGACGCAGGUGGAUAUAGAUGCGAGGUUACGGCUAAAGACAAGUGCGAUAGUUGCACAUUUGAGAUCACAGUGGAGGCCGCGCACCAGGAGGAGCAGAGCGAUAUUUUGUCUGCCUUCAAAAGAGCGGAUGCUGGUGAGGAUGAAGGAGAUCUGGACUUUAGUGCUUUGCUUAAAGCCACUAAGAAGAGGAAGAAGGAGGAGGAGAAGCCCGAGAUUGACGUGUGGGAGUUGCUUAAGAAUGCUCAUCCAAGCGAAUACGAAAAAAUUGCCUUCCAGUAUGGCAUCACUGACCUGAGGGGCAUGCUCAAGCGUCUGAAGAAGAUGAACGCACCAGAGCCCAAGCACUGCGAGGCUUUCUUGAAGAAGCUUGAAUCCUGCUACUCGGUGGAGAAAGGCAAGAAGAUCGUGCUGACCUGCGAGGUGGUUGACCCCAAUGUUCAGGUCAAAUGGCUGAAGAAUGGUCAGGAGAUCAAACCAUCGGCAAAGUAUCUGAUGGAGGCCAAUGGAAACAUCAGAACUCUAACCAUCAACAAGACCACUCUGGCCGAUGACGCUGCGUAUGAGUGUGUGGUGGGAGAGGACAAGUGUUUCACAGAAGUCUUUGUCAAAGAGCCCCCAGUGACCAUCACCAAGCUGAUGGAUGACUAUCACGUUGUGGUCGGGGAAAGAGUGGAGUUUGAGAUUGAGGUUUCAGAAGAAGGCGCCCACGUCAUGUGGUUCUUUGAAGAUAUAGAGCUCCAUAAAGACAAAAACUCCAGAUUCCGCUUUAAGAAAGAUGGCAAGAAGCACACACUGAUUAUCCCAGAAGCUACUCUGGAUGACAUUGGCAUGUACCAUGCCUGGACUAAUGGGGGUCAUACCAAAGGAGAGCUAGAAGUAGAAGAAAAACAGCUGGAGGUGUUGCAGGACAUUGCUGAUCUGACAGUGAGGGCAACAGACCAAGCCAUGUUCAAGUGUGAGGUGUCUGAUGACAAGGUUACAGGGAAGUGGUUUAAAGAUGGAGUCGAAGUUCUGCCAAGUGAUCGAAUUAAAAUGACUCACAUUGGAAGAUUUCACCGGCUCAUUAUUGAUGAUGUGAAGCCAGAGGAUGCUGGAGACUACACAUUUGUUCCUGAUGGAUACGCUCUGUCACUUUCUGCCAAACUCAACUUCCUAGAAAUCAAGAUUGACUAUGUGCCCAGACAAGAUCCACCAAAGAUCCAUCUGGACACAACUGGCAACAUGGUCUCUCAGAACACCAUCAUCGUUGUGGCUGGAAAUAAGCUGCGUUUAGACGUGGAGAUCACAGGAGAACCCGCACCAACUGUGGUGUGGUCAAAGGGGGACCAGGCAAUCACCGAUGGACAAGGCCGUGUGCGUGUAGAGUCCAGAAAAGAUGUGAGCUGCUUCGUCAUAGAGGGUGCGGAGAGAGAGGAUGAAGGCAACUACACCAUCUGUGUCACCAACCCAGCGGGAGAGGACAAGGCUAACCUGUUCAUCAAGAUUGUUGAUGUGCCUGAUCCCCCUGAGAAUGUGAAAUGUACCGGAGUGGGAGAGGAUACUGCUUCAAUUGUUUGGGAUGUUCCGAAGUUUGAUGGAGGAGCGCCAAUCAAAGGUUAUCUAAUGGAGAGGAAGAAGAAAGGCUCCUCCAGAUGGACUAAACUCAACUUUGACGUGUAUGAAUCCACCACAUACGAGGCUAAGAGGAUGAUCGAGGGCAUUCUGUAUGAGAUGAGGGUGUUUGCUGUGAACAGUAUUGGCCUGUCUCCACCCAGUCUCACCUCUAAGCCCUUCAUGCCCAUCGCCCCCACCAGCGAGCCCACCCGCCUCACCGUGCACGAUGUGACGGACACCACAUGCAGUCUCAAGUGGCUCGCUCCUGAGAAGAUUGGAGCUGGAGGCCUGGAUGGCUAUGUUAUUGAGUACUGCAAAGAUGGAGAUACUGAGUGGGUGGUGGCAAACCAGGAACUUUGUGAAAGGCAAGGAUAUGUGGUGCGCGGUCUCCCAGUGGGUGAGAAAAUCAACUUCAGGGUGGUGGCCGUAAACAUUGCUGGCAGAAGUCCCCCUGCAGUCUUGUCUCAGCCUGUCACCAUCCGCGAGAUCAUGGAACACCCGAAGAUCCGUCUUCCGCGUGAACUGAGAACAAAGUACAUCAGGAAAGUAGGAGAUAAAAUCAACUUGGUCAUCCCUUUCCAGGGUAAGCCACGCCCGGUCGCCACCUGGUACAAGGAUGGUCAGCCCGUUGACCCCAAGACGGUCAAUGUCCGUAAUUCCAACGUGGACACCAUCUUGUUCAUCCGUGCCGCAGAGAGAGAACACUCCGGCACAUACGAGCUGGUGCUGCAGAUUGAGAACCUGGAGGACAGGGCCACCAUCAACAUUCGGGUAGUGGAGAAGCCUGGACCUCCUCGUAAUGUGAGGGUGACAGAUGUGUGGGGCUUCAAUGCUGCUCUGGAGUGGGACCCUCCUACGGACGAUGGCAACUGUGACAUCAGUGGCUACACCAUCCAGAAAGCAGACCAGAAAACCAAGGAGUGGUUCACUGUUUACGAGCACAACAGGAGGCCAAACUGCACUGCCUCAGACCUGAUCAUGGGAAACACGUAUCAGUUCCGAGUGUUCAGUGAGAACCUGUGCGGCCUGAGCGAGGAGGCACGCGUCAGCAAGAACAGCUGUCAUCUCCUUGAAUUUGGCCUUCAGUUGAAGUCUGCCUCCUACAAGGAGAAGGACAUGUCCUGCAUGCCCAAGUUCACAACGCCCCUGGUGGACAGAUGCGUGGUGGCCGGGUAUAGCACUGCCAUCAGCUGUGCCGUCAGAGCCUUCCCCAAGCCUAAAAUUAUCUGGAUGAAAAACAAAAUGAUUAUUGGUGAGGACCCCAAAUACCUGAUGCAGAAUAACCAGGGUGUGCUGACCCUCAAAAUCCGCAAGCCGAGCACUUUCGAUGGAGGAAUGUACUCGUGUAGAGCUAUCAACGAGCUGGGCCAGGACGAGGUGGAGUGUAAAUUGGAUGUCAAAAUUUUCACAGAGGCACCCAAGGAGUGAAAAGGGAACUGCAGAUCAGCAAAAUCAUGAACCAACUAGACAGCAGCAAAUAUUGCAAUAGGGUAUACAAUAUCCAUCUUACCAAAUAAAAUACUGUAAAGCUACCA
This is a messenger RNA of Boleophthalmus pectinirostris (great blue-spotted mudskipper), 3482 nucleotides long. It is a transcript of the gene mybpc2b, whose product is annotated as myosin binding protein Cb. Lineage: Eukaryota; Metazoa; Chordata; Actinopteri; Gobiiformes; Gobiidae. Gene Ontology annotation, molecular function: protein binding. Bases 16 to 3375 code for a protein of 1119 amino acids. The record is from RefSeq and is a predicted model, not a curated record. The transcript has 31 exons.